Molecule: messenger RNA, 546 nt
Organism: Coccinella septempunctata (seven-spotted ladybird)
Lineage: Eukaryota; Metazoa; Arthropoda; Insecta; Coleoptera; Coccinellidae
Product: ras-specific guanine nucleotide-releasing factor 2-like
Exons: 5
Coding region: 1-546 (181 amino acids)
Source: RefSeq, a predicted model, not a curated record
AUGGUUUGUCAAAUAUUUAGGAAUCUCCUCUUUUAUUACGAUUCGGAGCAUUGCCACCGUCCAAGUGGCAUUUUACUUUUGGAAGGCUGCUACUGCGAGAGGCUGAUUACCACUGGGAGUGCGUCGAAGACUAAAGAUGGCUCCGAUAGGCAGUAUUGCUUCGCCAUUUCAUACAGAAAAGACAACAUCAGACAAUACGAGCUCCGAGCGUUGAACGAAAUGGAUUGCAAAAAUUGGAUCGAAGCCAUACGAGAGGCCAGUUUCAACAAACUCCUACUGCAAAUGGCAAAACUGGAACAGAAACACCUACACCUCCUCCAGAUCAUCGAAUCGGAGAAAACAGCCAAGUGGCAAUAUACACAGCAGUGUGACGAUUUUGCUUCUGAAAUAAAAAAGCUGAGAGCUGAGUGUUUGUCAACAUUCACCAACGAUUUAGAACUAAUGGACUUAGUACUAGACCUGAUGAACGACAGAAUGGGCAAGAAAGGAACAAUAACAGGAUUCUUCGUGAAUUUGAUAGGAAUCCAACAACAAGCAGUCGAAUAG